AUCAAGGUAGCGCAUAAAUCGAUAGAGAGAAGAUUUGCGGAGCAGUGACAGGAAGAGGCGAAAAGUGGGGACGUUUCGGUGGUGGUUUUGGAUGUUAGAAAGCGCGGGGGUGGCUAAAGAGGCCCCACCGCAGGGUACGGGUCCCGAUGCCGGUCCCCGUAUCGCAAACCCUCACGCUGACCUCCACCCUCGUGCCCAAGGAGGAGUCAAACAUGCCCUUCAUAGACGACGAGCUACUUUGGUGCCCUGACAAUGACGGCAAAAUGGUCGACUUGACGCAGUGUCUCCAGGAGAGCAGUACGGGGCAGUCAGUAGAAUUCUCCCCGAUGGAAUUGAGUGCCCUCGUGGGCACGCCGGCUGCUCCAAAUAUGCCGGCGGAAGAGGGCGAAGGAAUGGCUGGUGUCACAGGGGAAGAACCCUUUGACACGCUAGACACAUUCCUUCGUGAACUGCAAGCCGAUUUGGCCGAAGCCAGUCAACCCACAUCCACUACAACUUCCGCAACCCCUUCCUGUCGGCGGCAGAGGUACAAUAUCGCAGCCGCCAAUCCGUUGUUAGCAGAGAAAUUAGCGGCUCCUUCCUCGCAAGCAUCUCCGACCUCCAUCCCGUACGCGGCGAGGGCGGAGAUCAAGACGGAAAGUAUUCAGCCUGAAACGAGCAAAGGUAAGUUUGCACACGUGUUUUAAUUAGUUUCAAAUUGCUGUUCCACCUGUUGUAUCGUCCGUCGUAUAUCGAACAACCAUUUUUUGGUCAUAUCUACGUUAUCGACCGUAGUUACACGUAUGGGUUACUACUUUAUCGGCAUUUCCCGUUCGUUUACCG
Frieseomelitta varia is the source of this 822-nucleotide messenger RNA. RefSeq lists its product as uncharacterized. NCBI's taxonomy places the organism in Eukaryota, Metazoa, Arthropoda, Insecta, Hymenoptera, Apidae. Bases 147 to 686 code for a protein of 179 amino acids. The transcript has 3 exons. The record is from RefSeq and is a predicted model, not a curated record.